Molecule: messenger RNA, 2418 nt
Organism: Hemisphaericaspora subhashii
Lineage: Eukaryota; Fungi; Ascomycota; Pichiomycetes; Serinales; Debaryomycetaceae
Exons: 1
Coding region: 1-2418 (805 amino acids)
Biological process (GO): DNA integration
Molecular function (GO): nucleic acid binding
Source: RefSeq, a predicted model, not a curated record
AUGGAUUAUGAUUACUUAAGAUAUUUCCAAGGAGCUAAAGUGAGAAACGCGAGUAAACCGAUCGUUGCCAGAACUGCUUCUAACAUAUUUCAUAAAAUCAAACAUGAAACUGAAAUUAAACUUCCGAAACCUUUUGACUGUACACUAAGGGUAUAUUUGAUGAAGAACUUGAAACAAUUAUUAAUUGGUGAACCUACCCUUAGAAAAUGGAAUUAUGAGAUGAGAGAGAACAGAGAUAAAGUUUGUAUUUCCAAGAGAUGUUUUUAUAUAGUACCCAGAAAAAUUUAUAAAAUCCCAAAAAAAAGCGAUGUUUUAAGUAUUACACUAGAGAAAGAUUUUACUGAUUUCAAACAACAAUUGUUAAAGAAAUAUCCAAUGUUAUUUUCAACGGAACCUCGUCCACCUAAAGAACGAACUUACAAAUACCAUAUUAUCACUAAAGAUGAAAUUCCUGUAUUACAAGUACCUUAUUUUCAAACUCCUGAAGAGAAGCAAGUUAUUAAAGCUUUUAUCGAUGAGAAGAAGAAAGCUGGUGUAUUAGUUGACGAAAUACCAGGCUCGUGGUUGAGUCCAGUGUUUGCUAUAAAACAGAAAACCAAAUACAGAGUUGUUGUAGAUUUGAGAAAGGUAAAUGAUAAGACUGUUGUUCAACCAGUUUAUCUUCCAAAUUUCAAAGAUCUACUGAAUGAAUUGAAGACACUGAAGUAUUUUUCUGUAUUUGAUCUCAAGUCAGCUUACCAUCAGAUUGCUGUUGAUGAAGAAACUUCAAGGAAGUUCGGUAUUAUCACUCCAUUUGGCAAUUUUAACUUCACCACCUUACCUUUUGGUGCUGUUAAUUCACCAUUCGUGUUCUCAAAAUUCUUGAAUGAGAUCUUACCAAAAGAACAUGUAUUUGCUUAUAUGGAUGAUAUCUUGAUCCAUACUCCUACACUUCAUUUACACAAGCGAAUGAUUGAUAAAGUUUGUAAAAUUCUUAAUGAUAACGGCUUACAAAUGAAUCUUGAGAAGACCCAAUUUAUUCAAAGGAGAGUUAAAUUUUUAGGUUAUUACAUUCAUAAUAAUGGAUUAUCACCAACCAUUGAUAAAAUGAAGGCGAUUAAUAAUUGGCAACUACCAACAACUACUACAGAAGUUAGAUCUGUUGUGAAUUUUACUAAUUUUUUUAGACAGUUCAUACCACAAAUGUCUGAAAUUACUGGUCCACUUACAGAUUUAAUUCGUAACAAUCCCAAGAAGAGACAUCCAAUCCAACAUACCAAGAAAUCUAUUGAAGCAUUUAAGAAGUUGAAAGAAUGUCUUGUUAAUCUUCCAACGUUGGCGAUUUAUAAUGUUAAUCAACCUACGUAUAUCUUUUCUGAUAGUUCAGAUGCUGCUAUUGGCGGAAUAUUAUGUCAAAUCCAUCGAAUAGGAAACAAAAAUUGCUACUUACCCAUAAGUUUUGCUUCAUUCAAACUUAAUGAUACUCAGAAACGUUAUUCAGCAAUGGAGAAAGAACUUCUCGCUAUUAUCACAAUACUUAAGAAAUUUAAUUAUUUGUGUAAUGGUAACGUCAUUGUUUUCACAGACCAUCAGUCGUUAAGUAUUCUCCAAAGUAAAACCACGGUACCACCUAUGAGAAUCGCAAGAUUUCUAGAUGUUUUAGGAGCCUAUUCACCAACUAUCAAAUAUUUACCUGGGAAGAACAAUUAUGUUGCUGAUAUUUUAUCACGCUAUCAAACCAAUAAUAUUGACAAUGCUGCUGAGGAAAAGGUGAACCAGAUUGAUGCUAUUGAAAUCCAAGAUUUGAAUGAUGAUGAUUUAGAACAUAUCCAAUCUAAUUUAUCUGAUCUACUGAAUGAUAAUGUUGCUCUUGAUGAAUAUCCCUAUGAUAAAUUCCGAUUUGAAGAUGGAAAAUUGAAGGUUAUCCUUAAAGAUAGGUUAGUUAAUGUUGCUGAUAGGACAGAAUUUACAAAUCAUGUUGCUCAAAUUCAUAAAGUACAUCAUCCAUCUAUACGGGUUACAGACUAUUUAGCUACAAUGAGUUUAUGGCAUCCUGAUCAUAAGCUUAUAACAACUGAUAUAGUAAACCACUGUGAGUAUUGCCAAGUUCAUUCCAAUUUUUCAAAAGUUCAAAGAGAGUUAUUUAUCCUCGAACCUUUACACGCUUUUGAACGCUGGGGUCUUGACUAUGUUAUUCUUAAUGAACAAAAUGGAGUUCGCUAUAUCCUAGUUGCUGUUGAAUACGUUACAGGUUUGUUAUAUGCCUCUGCUACAUCGACUAUGGAAGCCACAACAGUUCAUUGGAUGAUCAAUUGGAUCUACCAAUUAUAUGGAACGCCCAAAGAGAUAGUCACAGAUAACGGUACAAGUUUUGUAAAUCUGACAAUUGCAACCUUAUGUCAGCAAUUGAAUAUAUAUCUUCGAAUUAUCACCCAAUGA